AUGUGCGAUAACAGCAACGACAAGAGCCUCUUCACUAAAGCCUUUGAUGCCGCUGGUGGCAUGCUGCAAAGCUUCACACCAAUCAAGCAAAUCCAUCAGCAUGUUUGUGGACUCCACUUCUAUGCCAAUGACAAAAAGAGAUCUGUUGAAGCACACCAUUACUGUACUCAUGUUGGUGAAGACAUGCAUCAGUGUGUCAUUUACGAUUCAGAUUCUCCCAAUGCAAAGUUAAUCGGUAUUGAAUAUAUUAUCACCAAAAAAAAAUUUGACACCCUUCCAGUUGAAGAGAAGAAAUACUGGCAUUCUCAUGUAUAUGAAGUCAAAAGUGGAACUCUGUUCAUGCCAUUCAGUGGGUUGGUUCCCAAAACGGUGCAAGAUAACACAGAGCUCAAGGAAAUGGAGCAUUUGAUAAACACUUACGGCAAAACCUAUCACUUUUGGCAAGUGGAUAGAGGUGAUGAGAUUCCAUUAGGUGAACCUCAGCUUAUGAUGGCCUACACCAAGGAUGGACAAAUACCCGAGGAAAAGACAAAGAGCAUUGAACAGAAAUUUGGCAUUAGCGUAAAAGAAAAGAGAAAACAAAGAGAGGGAAUUGCAUUCGAAGAGCCUGACGUUGCCGCUGAUGUUUAUGCCAAAAUCUAG
Mucor velutinosus is the source of this 642-nucleotide messenger RNA. RefSeq names its product Rab-GAP TBC domain-containing protein. The coding region runs from base 1 to 642 and encodes 213 amino acids. The transcript has a single exon. The record is from RefSeq and is a predicted model, not a curated record. Lineage: Eukaryota; Fungi; Mucoromycota; Mucoromycetes; Mucorales; Mucoraceae.